Messenger RNA from Oncorhynchus tshawytscha (Chinook salmon), 1214 nucleotides. RefSeq names its product coiled-coil domain containing 166 (gene ccdc166). The transcript is spliced from 10 exons. The coding region runs from base 193 to 1113 and encodes 306 amino acids. Lineage: Eukaryota; Metazoa; Chordata; Actinopteri; Salmoniformes; Salmonidae. The record is from RefSeq and is a predicted model, not a curated record.
CAGUACAAACCGCUCUGCAAGGUAGCAAACGUUGAAGUGAACUAAACGCACCUCAGGUGUUUUUUUUUUUGUCAGAGGCUACAACAAAAUGUGUGCUUUUGGUGAUACUCGAGGACUGGAGUAGCAGGCUUGAUAGAUGGCAAACUAACUGGGACACCAAUGAUGAGAAAAUGAAGAUGACGAGAAUAAAAGAUGAAUGCAACUAGAAUGCCCCCUAAGAAGAAAGGAGAGUCUGCCCUUAAGCAGGAUACAGCUGGACAAGGAGUAGAGGACUCAGAACACCCUGGGUCUGACAGUGAGGCUCUGCUACAGAGAGAGUACGACAAGCUAACCGACACCUUGAACAACCUCAAGAGGAAAGUGGAAAAGUUACGGCGUGAGAAUGAGUUCCUACAGAAUGAGGCCAACCAGACUCGCAUGGAGAGCCAAGAGUACAUGUCGUACAUGUCCAAGCGGACCCAGAAGCGUCAGAGUGCCAUCGUCACCCUUAGCGACCAAAACCACCAGGCGCAGGAGAACCUGAAGAGACAGAGGGAGGAGAAUCUGGACAAAUACCAGGAACAGGCCAAUGAGCUGAAGAAGGAGAUUCUGGAGAAGGAGAAUGAACUGGCGCUGUUAAAUAUUGAGAUUGCUGAGCUCCGAGAAUUUAAAAGCUUGCAGCAGCAGCAGCUGGGGCGUAUAGCAGAGCUAGAGAGGGAGGUGACCAGUAUGCACUGUCGUCACUCUGAAUCCCUGCAGGCCCUGAAGGCUGGCUUCCUCAGUGAGAAAGAGAGGUACGAAGCACAGGCCAAACAAAAAAUACAGGCCCUGGCCCUCGCCGCUAAUAGGGAGGCAUCUCGCUGCCUACUGUCCCACACUAGAGCUGUGUCCCUGGAAAACCAGCAUCUGAGGGAAGAGCUGCAGCAGCUGAUCCAGAGAGCCCACUCCCUGAGGGGACUUCAGGACCAGCUCCAGGCCCAAAGGCAGCAGCUCCUACUGGAGAGGGAGUACGUCAGGGAGCUGAGGCGCCUCCGAGCCACCCCGGGGCCGACCCCACCAGGGUCCCACACUCGGCCACUGGGGGUGGACAGAGGGAGAGAAGACACAAGACACCACCGCACAGCAGAUACCUGAGAGAAAAUACAUAUGGAAUCAUGUAGUAACCAAAAAAGUGUUCAAUCAAAAUAUGAGAUUCUUCAAAGUAGCCACCCUUUGCCUUGAUGACAGCUUUGCAC